AUGAGCGCAGGAAAACUUCUGAGGCUCAGGAUGGACUUACCUGUCAUCAUGUUGCUCAUCCACCUGAGCCACGCUGAGAUGAGAGCGCUGCUGGCCAGCCGGCUGGACGUAGACGCUAGAUGUCCCCUUGGCCAGUUCCCUUGUGGGAACAUAAGUGAGUGUCUCCCCCAGGCUUUGCAGUGUAACGGACAGAACGACUGCUCGAAUGGAGCUGACGAGCAGCGCUGCGGGGACAACUUCGGAUGGGCCGACUUAUUUGGCCAAACACUACAAGAUGCCAAUGAUAUGGACCAGCACUUACUGAAUGAGUGUUUCUUGCAGGAGUAUCCAGAGAAGUGUGCUUGCUUAAAGACAGAUGUGGAAUGUGUGAAGGUCAACCUGCAGGAUGUUCCACUUCUCUCUCCUAAUGUAACCUUUCUGUCGCUGAGGAGCAAUGAGAUCCGAGUGUUGUCGGAUUUUGUUUUCUCACGGUACUCUUCCCUCGAGAGACUGUUUCUGCAAAACAACAGCCUCCAGUUCAUAUCCAUACAUGCUUUCAGCGGCCUGCACAGUUUAAUGAGGUUGUUUCUCAGCGAGAACUUGAUAUCUUCUCUUAGUCCUGGUGUGUUCAGGGAUCUCCAUCGGUUAGAGUGGCUGGUGUUGGAUCAUAACCCGUUAAGCAGCUUGUCCCAGGACACCUUCUUCGGGCUCCAGUCUCUCAUGUUCCUCUCCAUGGUGGGCACCUCGCUGCAGCAGCUUCCACACCUGAGCUUCUGUGAACACAUGCCUGCUCUGGACUGGCUGGAUCUUGAGGGAAACCAGAUUCAAACUCUCAACUACUCUAUCUUGAAGAACUGCAGCAACCUUGAAGUUCUAUUACUGAUGGACAACAGGAUCAGAAGUAUUCCUGAAAACACGUUCCAGUCUCUAUGGAAACUGGCUGAACUGAAUCUGUCCAGCAACAGGCUAAGGAAGUUGCCAAAAAACACCUUUAGGAGCCUCUCCAAGUCCCUCCUUAAACUAAAUAUUUCCCAUAAUCCACUUCUCAAGAUUCACCCCAGUCACUUCAACCACCUAACAAAUCUUCAGUCUCUGGCGCUGGAGGGGAUAGAGAUUCCAGACAUUCAGACUAAAAUGUUCCUGCCGAUGAAGAACCUCUCCCACAUCUACUUUAAGACGUUCCAGUACUGCUCUUAUGCGCCUCAUGUCAGGUCCUGUAAGCCCAACACAGAUGGCAUCUCUUCCUUUGAGGACCUGCUGGCUAACAUGGUGCUGCGGGUGUCUGUCUGGGUCAUGGCCUUUAUCACCUGCUUUGGUAACCUGUUUGUCAUCGGCAUGAGGUCACUGAUACGAGCAGAGAACAACCUGCAUGCUGCCUGCAUCAAGGUCCUUUGCUGUGCAGACUGCCUCAUGGGCGUGUACCUGUUUUUCAUUGGAGUGUUUGAUGUGAAAUUCCGUGGACAGUACAAUCGUAACGCCCUGCUCUGGAUGGAGAGCGUUGAGUGUCGGACCAUUGGAUUCCUGGCCAUGCUCUCCUCAGAGGUGUCUGUUCUCCUCCUGACCUACCUGACUCUGGAGAAGUUCCUGGUCAUUGUCUUCCCCUUCAGCAACCUGCGCCCGGGCAAACUUCAGACUGUGGUGGUCCUGGCCUCUAUCUGGCUGCUGGGGUUCAUUAUUGCUGCUGUGCCCCUAAUGAAUGAGGACGUGUUUGGAAACUACUAUGGACGUAAUGGGGUCUGCUUUCCCCUGCACUCUGACAGGCAAGAAAAACCUACCGCCAAAGGAUAUUCAACAGGGAUAUUUCUGGGCCUAAACCUGGUAGCAUUCCUGGUGAUCGCGGUCUCCUACGCCAGCAUGUUCUAUUCCAUCUAUAAAACUGGCAUCAAUGCCACAGACUUGAGGAGCAGCCUGCACAAAGAUGUGGCUGUAGCCAACAGAUUUUUCUUCAUAGUGUUCUCUGAUGCCCUCUGCUGGAUUCCCAUAUUUUUGGUGAAAAUCCUUUCACUAUUGGAGGUGGAGAUACCUGGCACCAUCUCUAGCUGGGUAGUCAUCUUCAUCCUUCCCAUCAAUAGCGCCUUGAACCCCAUCCUGUACACCUUGACCACCAGCUUCUUCAGAGAGCAGGUGGAAGUCUUACUCUGUCGUUGGCAGAGAAGACACAUCUUGAAAAAGGACCGCAAAAGCCUCACCUCCUCCACAAUCUUCAUGGAGGUGCCGCGGCCUCCUUGUUACAAGCCACCAGCCUAUCUCCAGCAAAUGUCACUGACCGGCGCAGAUACCCGCUACGCCUGA
Cyclopterus lumpus (lumpfish) is the source of this 2271-nucleotide messenger RNA. RefSeq names its product relaxin family peptide receptor 2a (gene rxfp2a). Lineage: Eukaryota; Metazoa; Chordata; Actinopteri; Perciformes; Cyclopteridae. Gene Ontology annotation, cellular component: membrane. The coding region runs from base 1 to 2271 and encodes 756 amino acids. Gene Ontology annotation, molecular function: G protein-coupled receptor activity; protein binding. The record is from RefSeq and is a predicted model, not a curated record. Gene Ontology annotation, biological process: G protein-coupled receptor signaling pathway. The transcript is spliced from 20 exons.